UAAAUCUUAAUACCACACUGAUUAUUCCAUGUACCUUUUAUCUAUUUUGCACGGGAAUCAAGAUUUCAGUUCUAAAGACAUCAGGGUCCGGAUCGACAAGAACUCCAUGAAGCUGUUGGUGUGGUGCAGGAAGCCUCUGGCUCAAACCACCAUCGCCCGAGUCGAGUUAGAACUUGACGUUCCUAAGGAUGCAGACGUCGGACAAAUCAGAGGGGGUUUUGAACAAGGAUGGCUGUCAUUGUCCAUGCCGAAGAAGAGGAUUACGCAGGAUCCUGAUAGGAAAGAGGAGGAAGAAAUGCCAAAGGAGAAGGCAGAGAAUGGAGAAACGAAGAAGGCAGAGAGCGGAGAAAGGAAGAAGGAAGAAAAACUCACCCCGAAAGAGAAGGCAGAGAGCGGAGAAAGCAAGAAGAAAGAAGAGCCCAUGCCAAAAGAUGAGCAGAAGAAAAGCAAAGAAGAAGAAGAAGAAGAAGGCAUGCCCAAGGAACCAGACUCGCCGAAGGAAAAGAUUGAGAAAGAUAAAACAGAGGAGAAGGCAAAAGAAGGAAGCUUGCCAGAGGACAAACCUACUGUUGGUGCCGACAACAGGGAGCAGGAACGUAAGAGGCAAUUGGACAAGGCAAAGAGUAAAAAAGAGACUACAGAAGAAGCAGCACCUUCCAUGUACGGAGAGAAGCCAAAGGCUUGCAGAAAGAGAGAGAGAGGAGAAGGAAGGUGGGAAGGUGCGAAUUGGAGGAACAAAAUUGAGGAGAUAGAAGAGUACUGGCUUGACGGUGGACUGGUGGAUAAGUUGAUGAAGAGCUUUGAGAGUAAGAAGAAGUUGAUCUAUGCAGCAGCUGUUGGCUUCUCAGUGGGAUUCUUUGUGGCUCAGAAGCUGAGGUCAAGAAGCACAUGA
Molecule: messenger RNA, 892 nt
Organism: Zingiber officinale
Lineage: Eukaryota; Viridiplantae; Streptophyta; Magnoliopsida; Zingiberales; Zingiberaceae
Product: vicilin-like seed storage protein At2g18540
Exons: 1
Coding region: 29-892 (287 amino acids)
Source: RefSeq, a predicted model, not a curated record